Monomorium pharaonis (pharaoh ant) is the source of this 3735-nucleotide messenger RNA. It is a transcript of the gene Rpn2, whose product is annotated as 26S proteasome non-ATPase regulatory subunit 1. Gene Ontology annotation, molecular function: enzyme regulator activity. Gene Ontology annotation, biological process: regulation of protein catabolic process; proteasome-mediated ubiquitin-dependent protein catabolic process. The record is from RefSeq and is a predicted model, not a curated record. The coding region runs from base 147 to 3212 and encodes 1021 amino acids. Gene Ontology annotation, cellular component: proteasome complex; nucleus; proteasome storage granule. Lineage: Eukaryota; Metazoa; Arthropoda; Insecta; Hymenoptera; Formicidae. The transcript is spliced from 14 exons.
AUAAUAAUUUUCCUCUCUUCACCGUAUCCAACGCGUUGGGAAAGCUUUCGAUAGAUAUUGUUCGUGGCGCGUCUUGCUAUAUCGUAGAUACUGUGUGGUGUACCUGUGUUGACGGAUUCGUUCUCCGGGAGAUUCGCUGUCAUUCGAUGAAAUUCAGCAAGAUGAAUAUUACUUCAGCAGCUGGUAUAAUCUCCUUGUUGGAGGAGCCAAUGCCUGAAUUAAAGGUCUUUGCCUUGAAAAAGUUGGAUAUGAUAGUCGACGAAUUCUGGCCUGAGAUUUCUGAGGCUAUAGAAAAAAUUGAGAUUCUCCAUGAAGAUAAAUCGUUUCAACAACAUGAGCUGGCUGCUCUAGUUGCCAGCAAAGUGUACUACCAUUUGGGGAGCUUUGAAGAUUCACUAACUUACGCUCUUGGAGCGGGAGAACUGUUUGACGUCAAUGCUCGAAACGAGUAUGUCGACACUACUAUUGCCAAGUGUAUUGAUUAUUACACUCAACAACGUGUCUUGGAGGCGGAAGGAAAACUUCCACCAGGCAGCAAAGGCAUUGAUCCUAGACUGGAGGGAAUAGUGAAUCGAAUGUAUCAACGUUGCUUAGAUGAUAAUCAAUAUCGUCAGGCUUUAGGCCUUGCCCUAGAGACUCGCAGGAUGGAUAUAUUUGAAGCAGCCAUUAUGAAUUCUGAUGACGUGAGUGGAAUGUUAUCGUAUGCUUUCCAAGUAGCCAUGAGCUUGAUUCAGAAUCGUGGAUUUCGUAAUACUGUACUCCGCUGUUUAGUCAGUCUCUAUCGAAACCUCGAGACUCCCGAUUAUGUCAACAUGUGCCAGUGCUUGAUUUUCCUGGAUGAUCCGCUGGCCGUGGCCGAGCUUCUGGAUCGAUUAAGCAAGGGUUCGCAUGACUGCGUGCUGAUGGCUUAUCAGAUUGCUUUCGAUCUAUACGAGUCCGCAACCCAGCAGUUCCUUGGUCGUGUUCUGCAGGCUCUGCGAGCCACUGCGCCCAUUCCAAGCGCGUUGGUUGUUAAACCGGUGAUCAAACCAUCCACUACCACUGCUGCGAAGACUACAGAAGCUAGUACAGAGUCUGCGAAUAUGGAGAUUGAUGAGGAUUCUGCGAUUGUUCCUUCUGAAGGAGAAGAGAAAGGUCGCAGUAUCGAUAGUUUAAAUGAGGAGGAGAAAGAGCAACAAGAGCGCGUGGAUGCACUGUCCAGCAUUCUGGGUGGCGAAGUAUCUAUUGAUUUGCAUUUGCAGUUCCUAAUUCGUAGUAAUCAUACCGACAUGCUGAUCCUAAAAAACACCAAGGAUGCUAUACGAGUCUCAAUUUGCCACACUGCCACUGUUAUUGCGAAUGCUUUUAUGCAUUCCGGGACAACAAGCGAUCAGUUCUUGAGGGAUAAUUUAGAAUGGUUGGCUCGUGCCACUAACUGGGCAAAAUUGACGGCGACAGCUUCGUUGGGAGUUAUUCAUCGGGGUCAUGAGCAAGAAGCUUUAGCUUUGAUGCAGUCUUAUCUUCCGAGAGAUUCUGGUGCCGCCGGAGCCGGAUACUCUGAAGGCGGUGGUUUAUAUGCUCUGGGACUUAUUCAUGCUAAUCACGGGGCCGCUAUCACAGACUAUCUCCUAGGCCAAUUAAAAGAUGCUCAAAAUGAGAUGGUGCGCCAUGGUGGCUGUCUCGGCCUUGGAUUAGCCGCUAUGGGUUCGCAUAGACAGGACGUUUAUGAACAAUUAAAAUUCAAUUUGUACCAAGAUGACGCCGUGACCGGUGAAGCGGCUGGAAUCGCUAUGGGAAUGGUUAUGUUGGGAUCUAAAUCAACGCAAGCAAUUGAAGAUAUGGUUGCGUAUGCCCAAGAGACGCAGCACGAGAAGAUCUUGCGUGGCCUAGCGGUCGGGAUCGCCUUCACGAUGUACGGCCGCCUCGAGGAGGCCGAUCCUCUGGUGACGUCUUUGUGCGCCGACAAGGAUCCAAUCUUGCGUAGGAGCGGCAUGUAUACCCUGGCGAUGGCCUACUGCGGCACUGGAAAUAAUCAGGCCAUCCGCAAACUCUUGCACGUUGCCGUCUCUGAUGUUAACGAUGACGUUCGACGAGCCGCGGUUACGGGCCUGGGCUUCCUGCUGUUCCGGACUCCGGAGCAAUGUCCUAGCGUUGUGUCCCUCUUAGCGGAAAGCUAUAAUCCUCACGUGAGGUACGGCGCAGCGAUGGCCUUGGGCAUCGCCUGCGCGGGCACCGGCCUGAAGGAAGCUAUCGCUCUGUUGGACCCAAUGACUAAUGAUCCUGUCAAUUUCGUCAGGCAGGGCGCUCUGAUCGCAUCUGCCAUGAUUCUGAUCCAACAGACGGAAUCCACGUGUGCCCGUGUUAAAGAUUUCAGGGCGUUAUACGCCAAAGUCGUCGUGGACAAACACGAGGACGUGAUGGCUAAGUUCGGUGCCAUCUUGGCGCAAGGAAUCAUCGACGCCGGUGGUCGUAAUGUGACUGUAUCCCUACAAUCGCGUACGGGGCACACAAACAUGUUGGCGGUGGUUGGUGCUCUAGUAUUCACCCAAUACUGGUACUGGUUCCCGUUAGCACAUUGCCUGGCUUUGGCUUUCACACCUACGUGUUUGAUCGCCCUGAAUGCGCAGCUAAAAAUGCCCAAGUUAGAGAUGAAAUCAAACGCGAGGCCAAGCAUCUAUGCUUAUCCUGCGCCCCUCGAAGAAAAAAAGAGAGAGGAACGAGAGAAGGUCACCACCGCCGUUCUUAGUAUUGCGGCUCGCGCCAGGAGACGUGAGACUGAAAGGAAAGCCAGGGACUCCCACGAGAAGAUGGAAGUGGAUCCACCUUCGGAAACGAAGGAGCUUCACGAGGUAAAAGAAGCUGCGUCUUCGAAAGAGAAGGAUGACAAGAAGAAAGACGAGAAAGAGACUAAGGAAACCAAGGAGACCAAGGAGAAACCCGAGAAAAAGGUAGUAAAAGAUGAUGAAAAGGAAAAGAAGGAACCCGAGCCGAGCUUCGAGAUCCUCCAGAAUCCUGCGCGAGUUCUGCGUCAGCAAUUGAAGGUCAUUCAGCUGGCCGAGGGCAGCCAUUACACCUCCGUUAAAGAUAUUCAAAUUGGUGGCAUUGUCAUGGUUAAACAUAUGCAGACGGAUACUGAGGAGGAACUCGUCGAACCCGUCGCCGCCUUCGGACCGAAGCCAGAGGAGGAGAAGGAAGCCGAACCACCCGAGCCCUUCGAGUAUACCGAGGAUUAAAGGCCGGAAACACACGUCAGCCCGUUCCGUCAUCCUGUCGCUUGCCAUUCGUCAUCGCGAUGGCAUCGCAAUACUCUCGUCGUGUCGUGACUUUUUUUUUUAAUAUCCUCGCCUCUCUUUUUUUUACAUUCGGUUUUCUUCGUGUCUAUUUAAUCAACGUAAUACUCGGCCAGCUGCAAUAAAGCCGUUGCGUCAGAGCUACUCGUGUUAUUAGUCUCCUAUCUUACAAUCCUUUAAUUAGGUUUCUAAGGUUCUCUAAGAAUUCAGAAGAUUAAUGAACAGCACGUCAAAUUAUUACUUAUUUACAAAGCUAUAAAUAGAAAUAUUUAUGAAAUGCGUAUUUAAUUUUUUUAUUCUAUAGAAAUUAAUUUUUAUUAACAAUAAUACAAAAGAAAGAUCAGAUUAUGAAAAUUAUUCAUAUAUUUUUACGUAGUGAUUGUAAAUAAAUUGGUAAUUUACUUUCUCAUAAGUUUUGUUACUUUCCACGUAUACGUUUUGUAUGAAUAAAUUACAUUUUUUACGG